Anguilla anguilla (European eel) is the source of this 6397-nucleotide messenger RNA. RefSeq names its product lysine (K)-specific demethylase 5C (gene kdm5c). The record is from RefSeq and is a predicted model, not a curated record. Lineage: Eukaryota; Metazoa; Chordata; Actinopteri; Anguilliformes; Anguillidae. The transcript has 29 exons. Gene Ontology annotation, molecular function: histone demethylase activity; DNA binding. Gene Ontology annotation, cellular component: nucleus. Gene Ontology annotation, biological process: chromatin remodeling. Bases 127 to 5037 code for a protein of 1636 amino acids.
UGAAGCGGUGAUGGGUAGGAGGGGCUGCGUUGAGGCAGUGAUGAGGCUAAAAUGGCGGCUAGUCCAGGCAGGCGGAUCGGAGGUUAGCAGAUUAACCGAGAGUUUCAAUCGUUGAGGAUUCGACUCAUGCUGAGACGCAUCUACAAUAACGAACUGUUUAACGGAGGAUUUCGAGCUUUGGAUGCGAAGGGACCGGAUAUCUGCAGAAACAUGGACGGGGAGGAGUUCUGCCCCCCGCCUGAGUGCCCGGUGUUCGAGCCUUCCUGGGAGGAGUUCGCCGAUCCGUUGGGGUACAUCGCCAAAAUCCGUCCAAUCGCCGAGAAGUCCGGCAUCUGCAAGAUCCGCCCUCCUGCGGACUGGCAACCCCCAUUUGCUGUGGAGGUGGAUAACUUCCGCUUCACUCCCCGAAUCCAGAGGCUGAAUGAGCUGGAGGCUGAGACGCGCGUGAAGCUCAACUACUUGGACCGCAUCGCCAAGUUCUGGGAGAUCCAGGGCUCCUCCCUCAAGAUCCCCAACAUCGAGAGGCGCAUCGUGGACCUCUUCAGCCUAGCCAAGGUGGUGACCGAAGAGGGGGGGUUCGAGACGGUCAGCAAAGAGAGGCGGUGGGCGCGCGUGGCGCAGAAGAUGGGCUACCCCCCCGGGAAGAACAUCGGCUCCCUCCUGCGCUCGCACUACGAGAGGAUCGUCUACCCCUUCGAGAUGUUCCAGUCGGGGGCCAGCCUGCCGCAGUACAAGCCAAGGCCGUACGAGAGCGAAGAGGUGGACAAGGAGUACAAGCCUCACUCCAUCCCCCUCCGCCAGUCAGUCCAGCCCUCCAAAGUCAGCAGCUAUGGCAGGAGAGCCAAUCGCCUGCAGCCUGACGGUCCUGAAGAUUUGCCCCCCCACCUUCUCAACACAGGCUCUCAACACACCUCGCCCGAGCCCACGGAGGAGGACAUAGAGAAGAACCCGGAGCUGAAGAAGCUGCAGAUCUACGGGGCGGGGCCCAAGAUGAUGGGCCUGGGCCUGGUGCCCAGGGACAAGGGCCUCCGAAAGAAAGACGAGCUGCCGCAGACCGUCAUCGUGCGGGACAGCGCCGUGGUGACGGUGAAGGGCGAGCCGGUGGAGGAGGCGAUCUCCGGCGAGAGGAACGGGGACGCCCCCCCGCCCCGCAAAGACGCGGUCAAGAAGGAGGAAGGGGCGGAGGAGGAGGAGGAGGAGGAGGAGGAGGGGGAGGGGGGGGAGGCCAGCGUUAAGGACGAGCCCUGCACCAAGAUGACCAUGAGGCUGCGCCGCAACCUCAGCAGCACGCAGUUUGUGGACUCGUUCGUGUGCAGGAUGUGCGGCCGGGGCGACGAGGACGACAAGCUCCUGCUGUGCGACGGCUGCGACGACAACUACCACACCUUCUGCCUGCUGCCCCCGCUCACCGACCCGCCCAAGGGGGACUGGCGCUGCCCCAAAUGCGUGGCCGAGGAGUGCAAGAAGCCGGCGGAGGCGUUCGGGUUCGAGCAGGCCACGUGCGAGUACACCCUGCAGAGCUUCGGAGAGAUGGCCGACGCCUUCAAGGCCGACUACUUCAACAUGCCUGUUCACAUGGUUCCCACAGAGCUGGUGGAGAGGGAGUUCUGGAGGCUGGUGAGCAGCAUAGAGGAGGACGUGACGGUGGAGUACGGCGCAGACAUCCACUCCAAAGACUUCGGCAGCGGCUUCCCCAUCAACAACGGCAAGAGGCAGCUCACGAAGGAGGAAGAGGAGUACGCCCGCAGUGGGUGGAACCUGAACGUGAUGCCGGUGCUGGAGCAGUCGGUGCUGUGCCACAUCAACGCCGACAUCUCGGGCAUGAAGGUGCCCUGGCUGUACGUGGGCAUGGUCUUCUCCGCCUUCUGCUGGCACAUCGAGGACCACUGGAGCUACUCCAUCAACUACCUGCACUGGGGCGAGCCGAAGACGUGGUACGGGGUCCCCUCGUCGGCGGCCGAGCAGCUGGAGGCGGUGAUGAAGAAGCUGACCCCCGAGCUGUUCGAGUGCCAGCCCGACCUGCUGCACCAGCUGGUCACCAUCAUGAACCCCAACAUCCUCAUGGGCCACGGCGUGCCGGUGGUGCGUACCAACCAGUGUGCGGGGGAGUUCGUCAUUACUUUCCCCCGGGCCUACCACAGUGGUUUCAACCAAGGGUAUAACUUUGCUGAAGCUGUUAACUUCUGCACAGCCGAUUGGCUCCCGGCUGGCCGCUCCUGCAUAGAGCACUACCGGCGGCUGCGCAGGUACUGCGUCUUCUCUCACGAGGAGCUCACCUGCAAGAUGGCCGCCUGCCCCGAGAAGCUGGACCUGAACCUGGCGGCCGCCACUCACCGAGAGAUGUUCAGCAUCGUGCAGGAGGAGAGGAAACUGCGCAAGAGCCUCCUGGAGAGGGGCAUCACUGAAGCGGAGAGGGAGGCCUUUGAGCUCCUCCCUGACGACGAGAGACAGUGCGACAAGUGCAAGACCACCUGCUUCCUGUCAGCGCUGGCCUGCUCCAACUGCCCGGAGCGCCUGGUCUGUCUGUACCACACCCAGGACCUGUGUACCUGUCCCACAGACAAGCACUACCUCAGGUACCGCUACUCUCUGGACGAGCUGCUGGCCAUGCUCCACCGGCUGAAGGUUCGAGCCGAGUCCUUCGACUCCUGGGCCACCCGCGUGAAGGGCGCGCUGGAGCAGGAGGACGGCAGAAAGAUCGGCAUUCAGGAACUGGAGAGUCUGAAGGAGGAGGCUGCGGAGCGGAAGUUUCCGGAUAACGAGCUGCUCCAGCGCCUCAACACCGCGCUGAGGGACAUUGAGCGCUGCCAGACCGUCUGCUCUGAGCUCCUGACCAGCUCGCAGAGCAGGAAGAUGACGCUGGCAGACCUGAAGGCCCUGCUGGAGAGGAUCAGCAACCUUCCCUGCGCCAUCACAAAUCUGGAUCAGGUGCAGGCGGCGCUCCAGACGGUGGAGCAGUUCCAGAGCAGCGCCCAGGAGCUGCUGGGGGGCGAGGACUGGUCCCGCGGCCCGCCCCCUCCGGAGCGCCUGCAGGCCCUGCUGGAGCAGGGGGCCGUCCUGCCGGCCGAGCCCCCGGAGGUGGAGCAGCUGCGGGGGCUGCAGGCGCAGGGCCAGUGGCUGGAGGAGGUGCGGCGGACGCUGGGCCCCCAGGGCGGCGAGGUGACGCUGGGCGUGCUGCGCAGCCUGAUGGAGGCCGGCUGCGGCGUUCCGCAGAGCAUCGCCGUGGAGACCGCCAUGGCCGAGCUGCAGGAGCUGCUCACCAUCGCCGAGCGCUGGGAAGAGAAGGCUCACAUCUGCCUGGAGCACAGGCAGAAGCACCCCCUCUCCACCCUGGAGGCCAUCGUGAACGAGGCCCAGCUCAUCCCGGUGCAGCUGCCCAACAUCCUGUCCCUGCAGGGCUGCCUGAGCCGAGCCCGGGCCUGGGUCACGGACCUGGAGGAGAUACAGAACGGAGAGCACUACCCCUGCCUGGAUGACCUGGAGGGGCUGGUGGCCAUCGGGAGGGACCUGCCCGUGUGCAUGGAGGAGCUGCGGCAGCUGGAGCUACAGGUGGCCAGCGCUCACUCCUGGAGGGACAAGGCCAGCAAGACCUUCCUGAAGAAGAACUCUCAGCUGAGCCUCCUGGAGGUGCUGUGUCCUUGUACGGGGAAGCGGAGGGAGAGGGGAGAGGGGAAGGAGUACCGCACCGACACAGACAGCCUGGGCCUCACCGCACAGGACCUGAGGGACCCUGGAGCCAUCGUGUCGGCGUUUAAGGAGGGCGAGAAGCACGAGAAGGAGGCCCUGCAGCGGCUGCAGGAGGCCAACCUCAGCAAGCCGGGCCUGGAGCGCGUCGCCCGGGAGGACCGGAGGAGGACCAACGGCACGGAGCAGGACGUCUCCGUCCAGCCCGUGGACUUAACCAAGGAGGGCGGGGGGGCGGAGGGGGAGGCGCCCGGAUCCCCGCCCUCCUCCUCCUCCUCCGUGUGCGUCUGCGGCCGCCCGCCCCGCCCCCCGCUCCUGCGCUGCCGCCUGUGCAGAGACUGGUUCCACGGCGGGUGCGUCCCCUUCCCCUCCCUCCUGCCCCCCGGCCCCGCCCCCGCGGCCGCGCCCGCCGCCCACCACCUCCGCCGCCGCCGCUGCUGCUGGUGGGACUGGGACACCCGCUUCCUGUGCCCGCUGUGCCAGCGCUCGCGCCGCCCGCGGCUGGAGACCAUCCUGGCGCUGCUGGUGGCGCUGCAGCGGCUGCCCGUGCGGCUGCCCGAGGGCGAGGCGCUCCAGUGCCUGACGGAGCGCGCCAUCGCCUGGCAGGGCCGCGCCAAGCACCUGCUGGAGGGCCCCGAGCUCCGCCCCACUCUCCAGGCCCUCAGGGCCCUCAGGGAGGGCCGGGUCCCCGGCGCCGCCCGCAAGGGGGAGGAGGAGGAAGAGGAAGAGGAGGAGGAGCAGCGGCAGACGCCGCCGGAGGAAAAGAAAGGGAGCUCGGUCAUCGUCCUGUCCGACUCUGAGGGGUGCGAGAGGGAAGAGGGGGUGAUCGACCUGACCGAGGACGCGGGCCCCCCCAAAACGGCCAAUCAGAGAGCGGCGAACUCCGCUCAGCCGGUGUUUGAGAACGGACACAGCAAGAAGGAGAACUCGCACAGCACCACAGGUGUGGAGGCCCUGAUCCCUCUGGUGCCGGGGCUGAAGGGGCCGGUCAUAGAGCUGGCUCCAGAAGUGCGGGCCCAGCUGGAAGACCUGCAGCUGGAGGGGGACCUGCUGGAGGUCACACUGGACCAGACGCAGACAAUCCACCGGGUCCUACAGGCAGCGUCCGAGCCACCCCGCCACACUCUGCAUACCCUCAUACUGAUCGAGCUGCAGGAGCAGAGGAGCGCAGGGCGGGGCUGCCGGAGCAAAGACUCCCGGAGGAAGAGGAAGAGCCAGAGAGGAGGCGGGGGCGAAGGAGGAGGGGCCAACGGCACCGCGCCAUCUCAGGACGGCUCCGAGUCCAAGAAGACACGCCCCCUCAGCGACGCCCCCUCCAAAACUCUCCUGCAGACCCAUCCAGAGGUCUUGUGAUGAGAUGGUUUUCGGGCCGUGAGGAGGUUCUUGCGCGGGGAAGAGUUACGGGCGGACAGAGCACCAAACUGGGCCGGAGAGGAGAGGAGAGGAGGAAGGAGGGGGUUGCGCGCAGGAUGUACCUUCGAUUCGCCUCCGCCUCCACCCGCACCCCCACCACUUCAUCUGCCCCCCCUCUGUGCUGCUCACAAACACUCCCUAUGCUUUCAUUCAUUCUUCAUACACUACUACCCCCUGUCACUGUUGCCCCCUACCACUGUUACCCCCUACCACUGUUACCCCAACCAGUGUUACCCUACUGCUACUAAACCUACCCCUAACAAUUACUGCUACUAUUAAUACCCUGGCCCCACCCUUUUUGCCCCCAGCUCUGCUCUACCCUGCCCCCUUGCCCCCCCCCCCCCCCCCAUCUCAGCCAUAUCACCACUGGAACAAGCUGAGUGACGCUGACCUCGUAUGCUUGAGAGAGGGGGGGGGGGAGGGGUGGGAGAGAACCUUGUGGUCCAGCUCCUUAAAUCGAUUUGUGCUUUGGAACUAGUACCCAUUAUCCAACCCCCCACCCCCCCCCCCUGGAGGUUUUGAGGUCCGUCCCGACGUGCUCCACGUAUUUGUUCCAGGCUGUUGUCCAGAGCUUCAGUUUACGGUGUUUUUGUAUUGCGAGGGACAGCCAAUGGGGGGUAAAACCACAUGUCCCCCCCCCCCCCCUCCCCCCCGCUCACUCACUUCACUCUGGAAAUAUAAUUUUUUAUGAUUUCCAGGACAAAAAACAAAAAAAAAACUUGAGAAAGGAAAAAAAGAGUACAGUGAGGCCCUGUACUGCUUGGCGCACCUGUAUUUUUUUGUAUGUGUUUUUUGGAAUUUGCCAGGAGCGGGAAUUUGCGUUUUGGAUAACAGAUUUUAAAAAAAAAUUUGGGAAGUUUAAAAAAAAAAAAAACGAAAAAAAAAACGAAAAAAAAAAAACAGGCAUACACGUUUUUUGGUGCUACUUGACUUGCCCAAAACAGGUCUCCUCGUACUUAUCCUCUAAUCACCUGCCUUUUUUUGUGCCGUUUCUUUCCUUUUUUCACCUCUCCUGUCUCCCUCUUCUGUUCUUCCAUCUGCCCUUCUCUUCUGUCUCUCUCUCUCUCUCUCUCUCUCUCUCAUCACACCUCACACUUUACUGUAACUCACUUUAUUAGCAUUUGAUUUUGUUUCCUCUGGGUUCAGAUAAUUAUAUUAUUAAUAUUAUUGGUAUUGAUAUUAUUGCAGACUGGCAGUUGUGGGUUUGUGUAUAAAAAACCUUUUCAUUUCAAUGUUGCCUUUUUAUGUCUUUCCCCCCCCCCUCCUUGUGAGUAAUAAAGAUUUAGAAUUGUUUUAGGAA